Messenger RNA from Fusarium musae, 915 nucleotides. RefSeq lists its product as uncharacterized. Lineage: Eukaryota; Fungi; Ascomycota; Sordariomycetes; Hypocreales; Nectriaceae. The transcript is spliced from 6 exons. The record is from RefSeq and is a predicted model, not a curated record. Bases 1 to 915 code for a protein of 304 amino acids.
AUGGCUGCUUCAGAUUCUGCGUCCGAGUCCAGGGGUGCGGUCGCCAUUGCAGUUAUGGCGACCCUGUCGUCGAUCUCUCUUAUCGUGGUAUCCCUGCGAGUUUAUGCCCGGGCCAUCAUGCUGAGAAACUUUGGUGUCGAUGACGCAUACGUUAGAAAUGGCCUUGGCUCUCAUAUAUCUACACUUUCUGGCGAACAGAUCAGCAAUUUCUUAAGGAUGUUCUACUUCUCAAGCGUCGUUUACAACGUCACCCUGGCAGUCAUUAAGACAGUCUUUCUCCUCCAGUACUACCGAGCGAUACCUGUACGCCAGUAUAAGAAGACGUACAUCGCGUCCGUCGUCCUCGUCACUUGCUGGAGUCUCUCCCAGAUCUUUCUCAACACUUUUAUGUGCUGGCCUAUCGCAUCCUUUUGGGAUGUCACGAUCAAGGGCACGUGUAUUCUAAACAAAUCUUCUUUUUAUGUCAGCGCGGCGGGUAAUAUCUUGACGGACAUCCUCAUCAUGGUCCUCCCGAUUCCUGUUCUUCGUAGUCUGAAGCUCGGUCGGCGUCAAAAGUGGAUUCUUAUGUCCGUCUUUUGCCUCGGUAUAUUUACGUGUCUUAUCUCGCUCGUUCGUAUCAAGUUCCUCAACAUUGGCACGGAUAUCACAUGGCAUAAUGUCGAAUCAGCAUCUUGGUCAGUCAGCGAGUUGUGCUGUGGCAUCAUCUGCGCUUGCGUUCCAACUCUCCAACCUCUGCUGUCAGGCCAUGACCGCGGUUCUAGCCAUAACCAGUCUUCGUAUGCACGACAUGAAAACUCGAGGACCAAUGCCGCGGCUCGCCAAACAGGACGCUUCAUUCGUCCGAGAUACGUACCGAUAUCGACCAAAAGAGAAGCCGACCGCAUCCAGGACAUGGUUCAGAAACGCACCGCGUGA